AUGAACAAAGCCAUUGCCCUCGCGGCCAUGAGCCUGUUCGCAGGCGCAAAUGCCGACCUCCAAACCUGCUCCACCACCUCAGGCUACAGCUGUGCUAGCUCAUCCACCACCCCAACCUGCUGCUUCAACUACCCCGGCGGUGCCCUCCUGCAGACCCAAUUCUGGGACACCAGCCCAUCAACCGGGCCCUCGAAUUCAUGGACCAUCCACGGCCUAUGGCCCGAUAACUGCGACGGGACUUACGAGUCAAGCUGCGAUUCAACCCGCGCUUACACCAACAUCACCGAUAUCUUGCAGUCGCAGGGUCGGGACGAUCUCAUCGACUACAUGGAUGAGUACUGGGUUGACAUUGACGGCGACAAUGAGUCGUUCUGGGCUCAUGAGUGGGGUAAGCAUGGUACUUGCAUCAACACCAUCGACCCGGACUGCUACGAGGGAUAUACGGCGCAGCAAGAAGUGGGCGAUUUCUUCGAGAAGGUGGUGGACCUGUUUAAGGGGUUGGAUACUUACAAGGCCCUGGCUGCUGCUGGCAUUACCCCGAGCACUUCCAAGACUUAUACUCUGAGUGCGAUUCAGGCUGCGCUCACUAAGAUGCAUGGCGCGUCGGUGUACCUGGGCUGUUCGAGUGGGAAGUUGAACCAGGUUUGGUACUUCUAUAAUGUCCAGGGCAAUGUUAUCGAUGGUUCUUACAAGGCCGUUAAGACGCUGACCAACUCUGGCUGCCCCAGCACUGGAAUCAAGUACGUGCCUAAAUAG
Molecule: messenger RNA, 756 nt
Organism: Penicillium olsonii
Lineage: Eukaryota; Fungi; Ascomycota; Eurotiomycetes; Eurotiales; Aspergillaceae
Source: the annotation of a GenBank genome assembly